AAGCCUAUAGUUUGUAGGAUCAUGUCAGAAUUCUAUAUUUUGACAAAUUUGAUGUGACAGUUGAGAAAUACUUAUAUUAAUGCGGUGUAAUGUACGAUGAAUCUCAAAUGAUAGUCGGCAUUCUGAGCAUUAAAUUGGGAAGUACGUUUUGAAUACCAAGCAUCUAACAAAUAUUUCUCGGCUUCCACUGACGUACGCGCAAUUUACCUGGCAAAAUAAUUUCUACAACUGUACUACGUGGAAUUAUCACAUUUACCAAAUUUGAAACAGCCGCACAUCAUGCCACGUACAAAGCAAGCACGCAAAGUAAAACAAUCUCGUGAUUCCUUAGAUGAGGCACAUUCAUUUAUCAAAGAUUUCGAGAGAGAAGGUAAUUUGAUAAUUCGCAAAAUGGAAGCAGACAUAGAAAUGAGCAUCGGGAGGUUGGAAACUGAAGUAAAUAUGGUAUUGGCACGUCUACCUUCGGAUAUCAGAAAACUCACUUUAGGCGAAAUUCUUGCUCUAGAAUCUAAAGAUGACAAGGAAAAUGAUGUGUCUUCUCACAACGUAGAACAAUCUUUUCUAUCUCCUCUACUAUCAACAGUGAAGUCCAAAAAACAAAACAAGCGAAUGACAGCUACAUCUGACGAUGGAUACGUGACAGAGGCAGGAACUAGACAAUCACGAGUGACUGCAGUUGGAAGUUCAAAAUUGCAUUCGCGAAGUUCAUCGAGGAGCAGAAAGACUAAAUUAAGCCAAGCAUCAUACAAAAUAAUAUCAAAAACGUCGAAAGAAUACAUAAACCAGUCUGCAAGUAAAUUCAAGACACCAGCCUUACUAAAGCGAACAAGUAAUGAAUUUGGUCCUGUAACACCCAAAGUGAAACCAAAUACUCCUAUGAGUGUGCUGCGUCGCCCGCGAGCAGGAGAAACGGUUAUCAGUAUGCAAGGCAGUCCGCUACUAGUAUCAGCUGUUGUGCAAGAACGUUCCGCCAAUGUUAAUGUCCCCCUCCACAAUGGUGAUAUUAUUUCGCUCUUACCGAAAGAUGGAUUACGACUGUCACAUAUCCCUACUCUUGACGCAGAGACGGUGCGACAAUUGGAAACUUUAAAGGGCCAUAUUGAAAAAGUUAUCAAUCAAUAAUUACGAUAAUUAAAUCUUAAAUCUUUGAAGUACAGUUUUUCUGGUAGCGUACAUGUACAAUUUUGUUAGCAUGUCUACCUGAGAAGUAGGUGUGAUUACACAAAAUAGGUAUUGAAGGUUAACCCUUUAGAAAUAACAUUUUUGAACCUAAUGACUGUAACAAUAUAUUGAAUUUUGAAAUUAAAUAGAUAAUCAGAAUGUAUGUAGUAAUAUGUUUAAAAACUGACAAUUAUAUAAUUCCAUCUUGUGUAC
This is a messenger RNA of Belonocnema kinseyi, 1374 nucleotides long. It is a transcript of the gene borr, whose product is annotated as borealin. Gene Ontology annotation, cellular component: chromosome passenger complex; spindle midzone; chromosome, centromeric region. Gene Ontology annotation, biological process: mitotic sister chromatid segregation. The record is from RefSeq and is a predicted model, not a curated record. The transcript has 2 exons. Lineage: Eukaryota; Metazoa; Arthropoda; Insecta; Hymenoptera; Cynipidae. The coding region runs from base 280 to 1122 and encodes 280 amino acids.